GUCGCGCCGCCGAUGCUGUAAGAUGGCGGCCGCGUUGCCCGAGCGGAGGGUGCUGACUUACUGCGUCUAUAAAUGGUCCAGUUACUCGUCUACAUAUGUCCCGGAGAAUAUUUUGGUGGAUAAACCUAAUGAUCAAUCUUCAAGAUGGUCAUCUGAAAGCAACUACCCACCCCAGGUGGAACCUGAGGUCUGCUUGGAGGUGAGGUGGAAGGGGAAAUACUUGAUUCUAAAACUUGAGAGACCAGCCAUAGUCCAGAGUAUUACCUUUGGAAAAUAUGAAAAGACUCAUGUUUGUAACCUAAAGAAGUUCAAAGUUUAUGGGGGAAUGAGUGAAGAAAACAUGACUGAACUAUUGUCAAGUGGUUUAAAGAAUGAUUACAACAAGGAGACUUUCACAUUGAAGCACAAAAUUGAUGAUCAGAUGUUCCCUUGUCGUUUCAUUAAAAUAGUUCCAUUAAUGUCCUGGGGUCCUAGCUUUAACUUCAGCAUCUGGUAUGUUGAAAUACAUGGAAUAGAUGAACCAGAUAUUGUACAACCCUGCCUUAACUGGUACAGCAAGUACCGUGAACAAGAAGCCAUUAGGCUCUGCUUGAAACACUUCCGUCAGCACAACUACACCGAGGCCUUUGAGUCACUGCAGAAGAAAACUAAGAUUGCAUUGGAGCAUCCAAUGCUAACUGAGCUGCAUGACAAGUUGGUUCUGAAAGGUGACUUUGAUGCAUGUGAAGGACUAAUUGAGAAAGCUGUCAGCGAUGGUUUGUUUAAUCAGUACAUUAGUCAACAAGAAUACAAGCCCAGAUGGACACAGAUCAUCCCUCAAAGUAACAAAGGUGAUGGUGAAGACAAUCGGCCUGGUAUGCGGGGAGGCCAUCAGAUGGUAAUUGAUGUUCAGACAGAAACAGUAUAUUUAUUUGGUGGUUGGGAUGGAACACAGGAUUUGGCAGAUUUCUGGGCAUACAGUGUUAAAGAAAACCAGUGGACUUUUAUAUCUAGAGAUACUGAGAAAGAGAGUGGCCCAAGUGCUCGAUCCUGUCACAAGAUGUGCAUUGACACAACUCGGAGACAAAUAUACACACUGGGCCGUUACUUGGAUUCUUCAGUGAGAAAUAGCAAGUCUCUGAAGAGUGACUUCUAUCGCUAUGAUAUAGACACUAAUAAGUGGUCAUUAUUAAGUGAAGAUACAGCAACUGAUGGUGGACCAAAGUUGGUGUUUGAUCAUCAGAUGUGUAUGGAUUCUGAAAAGCACAUGAUUUACACAUUUGGUGGAAGAAUAUUGACUUGCAAUGGAAAUGUUGAUGACGCUCGAGCUAAUGAGCCACAGUUCAGUGGACUUUUUGCUUACCAUUGUCUUACUAACACCUGGAAGCUACUUAGAGAAGAUUCUUGCAAUGCUGGACCAGAAGAUGUGCAGUCUCGGAUUGGACACUGCAUGCUCUUCCAUACUAAAAAUCGGUGCCUUUAUGUUUUUGGUGGGCAGAGGUCAAAGACAUACUUGAACGAUUUCUUCAGUUAUGAUGUGGAUAGUGACCACGUGGAAAUAAUAUCAGAUGGGACAAAGAAGGACUCUGGUAUGGUUCCAAUGACAGGUUUCACUCAGAGAGCUACAAUUGACCCUGAACUGAAUGAGAUUCACGUCCUGUCAGGCCUCAGUAAAGACAAGGAUAAACGGGACGAGAAUGUUCGCAACUCUUUUUGGAUUUAUGACAUUGCACGAAACAACUGGUCCUGUGUUUAUAAGAAUGAUCAGUCUUUAAAAGAUAAUCCUAACAAAAGCCUUCAAGAGGAAGAGCCUUGUCCUCGGUUUGCGCACCAGCUGGUAUAUGAUGAUAUGCACAAGGUUCACUACUUGUUUGGUGGGAAUCCUGGCAAGUCGUGCUCUCCGAAGAUGAGACUAGAUGAUUUUUGGUCAUUAAAGCUUUGCCGCCCCUCCAAGGACUACCUCCUGAGACAUUGCAGAUAUCUCAUCAGGAAGCACAGAUUUGAGGAGAAAGCGCGAGCAGAUCCUUUGAAUGCUUUGAAAUACUUACAGAACGAUUUGUAUGUUACUGUGGAUCAUUCUGAUCCAGAAGAAACUAAAGAGUUUCAGUUAUUGGCUCAAGCACUCUUCAGAUCUGGUUCAGAUUUUAUCCCAUUGGGUUUUUUAGAUGUCGAUCAGAAUUAUGCCCAGAGGACUCUGUUGUUUGAUACACUGGUAAACUUCUUUCCUGACAGCAUGACACCUCCAAAAGGCAAUCUGGUUGACCUCAUCACACUGUAGCUCCGCAGUAUUUGCUGGAUACUGGCUGAAGAGGACGUCAAUCACAGAUCUAAUCUCCUGUUUUAUACUUGCUAGAUUGGAUUAUGGUUUUGGCUGGCAAAGGUGUUUUAUGUAACAUACCUCCACGUUUCUGGUUUUUGAGUUGUGUCCAAUUCCAGUGGUUUUUUUCAUGCCACCUUCUAAAAACUGGGUUGGAACAGAUGCUGGCUAUGUAAAUAUGGGUUUGCUUCCCAUAUGUGUUAAGUCAUUUGCAUUGGUAAAUAUUUAAAACUAUUUUGAGAUUAAAUAAUAAAUCCUGCCAUGUGACUGUCCAUAUAAACACAUAGUUGAAAUUCUUAAUGUCUGGCCUGAUUCUUGGAGUGACACUGCAGAGAUCUCAACUGAUUUUCACAGCAGCAUUUUUGUCUAUGUUCAUGUAAAUUUAUCAACCCAACUUCAAGGUAUUGUUGUAUUGUCAGAUCUGGUUCUCUUUGCCCUUUACAGCAAUAUUAAUAAUGCUUCAAAAUGUAGAUUUGCCUUUUACUUUGAAUAAAUCUCAGUACUGUGCAUCAUGUUCUGGAAUUCUGGGAAGGUAGAGGAUAAUUUAGUUGCUUUUUGACUUCAGAAUAACUCCCUUCUAUUGUCUAUUUUAGUUUGCACUUUGAAGUUCCUGUCCCAUUUACAGAUGAAUUAACUUUAUUCUCCCCAUUUCGCUGGUUUUGUUUGUGCAAACAAAAAUAUCCAGCUUUCAAAAUGGCUGUUAACAGGCUGGUUAAAAGGUGUGAAAGAUUUAGUAUCGCCUUCUUGUCAAAAGAUUAUUGUUAAGCAAUUACUUACAAAAGUAAUAGUUGUCAGCACUUCUCCCUUUCUGUUGCAGCUAGUAAAGAGUAUGAUGCACAGUUGCCAGUUUCCAAAGAAUUAGCUGGCAUGAGUUCAGUUUUGCUGUGAAAGAAGCACCUUUUUUGCAACUUAUUAAUAUUGCAGUAUUAUAUUGGGAUAUAGGCUGCUGAAAAAUGCAUGGUAUUAAACAAUUUUCCUUUGGAAAUGAGAUAUGCUCACAAAAAGGUGGUUACAAAAAGGAAAUGCUUUGCUGUAGAAAUCCAGCAAUAAGAGUAUUUCCACUACAACAGAUUCUAUGCUGUCCUUUUUUAUGAAAUUGAAAGAGUGCUAGGUGUUCCCUUCAAAAUAAUUAAAAAAUUAUGUUGAUCAUUA
Messenger RNA from Hypanus sabinus (Atlantic stingray), 3448 nucleotides. It is a transcript of the gene mkln1, whose product is annotated as muskelin 1, intracellular mediator containing kelch motifs. Gene Ontology annotation, cellular component: cytoplasm. Lineage: Eukaryota; Metazoa; Chordata; Chondrichthyes; Myliobatiformes; Dasyatidae. The coding region runs from base 23 to 2257 and encodes 744 amino acids. The transcript has 19 exons. Gene Ontology annotation, molecular function: protein binding. The record is from RefSeq and is a predicted model, not a curated record.